Messenger RNA from Phalaenopsis equestris, 285 nucleotides. RefSeq names its product dolichol-phosphate mannosyltransferase subunit 1-like. Gene Ontology annotation, biological process: GPI anchor biosynthetic process; protein O-linked glycosylation via mannose. The transcript has 4 exons. The record is from RefSeq and is a predicted model, not a curated record. Gene Ontology annotation, cellular component: endoplasmic reticulum membrane. Lineage: Eukaryota; Viridiplantae; Streptophyta; Magnoliopsida; Asparagales; Orchidaceae. The annotation marks the transcript as partial. Gene Ontology annotation, molecular function: dolichyl-phosphate beta-D-mannosyltransferase activity.
GGAAUUCAAUUUUGAAGUCAUAAUUGUUGAUGAUGGCAGUCCUGAUGGUACUCAAGACAUUGUAAAACAACUGCAGCAACUAUAUGGCAAAGAGCGCAUUCUAUUAAGAGCAAGACCCGAGAAGCUUGGUCUAGGAACUGCCUAUUGUCAUGGGUUGAAGCAUGCAACUGGAGAUUUUGUUAUAAUCAUGGAUGCAGAUCUGUCCCAUCAUCCAAAAUAUUUACCUAGUUUCAUCAGGUGAGUUUCAAUAUUAUGGCACUUUCUACGUUUAAUAUGACCCUUGAG